This is a messenger RNA of Brachypodium distachyon (stiff brome), 2967 nucleotides long. Its product is annotated as probable LRR receptor-like serine/threonine-protein kinase At1g05700. NCBI's taxonomy places the organism in Eukaryota, Viridiplantae, Streptophyta, Magnoliopsida, Poales, Poaceae. Gene Ontology annotation, molecular function: protein kinase activity; ATP binding; protein binding. The transcript is spliced from 12 exons. Gene Ontology annotation, biological process: protein phosphorylation. The record is from RefSeq and is a predicted model, not a curated record. The coding region runs from base 31 to 2787 and encodes 918 amino acids.
CUGCUCAAUUAAGUAGCAGCUCUUGCAUGAAUGGCGCCGCCCAGCUGGCCGCCGUGUCUGCUGCUUCUGCUUCUCUGCCUCGCCGGCGGCGGCAUACUCCAACCUGGCGCCCAGCCUGACAGCAAAGGUUUCAUAAGCAUCGAUUGCGGGUACCCGGGGGAGACGAGCUACGUGGAUGAUACCAACGGGCUAUCUUACUCCCCUGAUGCUGGCUUCACCGAUGCUGGCACCAACCGUAACAUUUCUGGUGAGUAUGUCCGGCCACUGCUCUCCCGGCGUGCCCACAACCUGCGGAGCUUCCCCGACGGCAGACGCAACUGCUACACUCUCCGCUCCCUGGUGUCCGGGCUCAAGUACCUCAUCCGUGCCAACUUCGUAUACGGCAACUAUGACGGCCUCAACCGGCCACCCGCGUCAUUCGACCUCCACAUCGGGGUCAACUUCUGGACGACGGUGAACUUGUCGUCAUGGUCAGACCCGGUGGGUAGCUUAGCUUGGGUGGAAGCCGUUGUCGUGGUCCCGGAUGAGUUUGUGCAGGUAUGCUUGGUGAACACCGGCGGUGGGACGCCCUUCAUUUCUGGGCUAGACCUCAGGGCACUCAAGAGGAAGCUUUACCCGCAGGCCACGGUGGAGCAAGGGCUGGUGGCAAUCGGCAGGUUCAACGCUGCCCCGACUAAUAAAUCAUACAUUGCCAGGUAUCCUGAUGACCCACACGACCGAAUAUGGUACCCAUGGUAUGAUGCCACAAUUUGGGCCGAGUUGUCGACGACCCAUACCGUGACCAACGCCGACUAUGGCCUCUUUGAGGCGCCACCGGUGGUGAUGCAGACGGCGAUCACGCCACGGAACGGCUCCAGGAGCAUCGUGUUCUACUGGGACGCGGAGCCGACACCCAACGACCCCUCGCCCGGCUACAUCAUCGUCAUGCACUUCGCCGAGCUGCAGCUCGACGCUGUGCGCAACUUCUACGUCAACCUCAACGGCAAGCCCUGGUACUCGGAUGCCUACACGCCGGACUACCUUCGCAGCAAUGCCGUAUACGAUAUCGUGCCCAACCGACAGAGACACUACAACCUCACCAUCGAUGCUGCCACCAACUCGACUCUGCCACCGAUCCUCAAUGCCGUCGAGUUGUUCUCUGUCAUCCCCACCACAAUAGUCGGCACUGACUCCCAGGAUGCAUCUGCCGCCAUGGAAAUCAAGGCCAAGUAUCAGGUGCACAAGAACUGGAUGGGCGACCCAUGCCUUCCCAAGACUAUGGCAUGGGAUAGGUUGACUUGCAGCCAUGCCAUCGCAAGCCGUCCAAGGAUCACAAGCCUAAACAUGUCAUCCAGUGGACUGACAGGUAAUAUAUCAACUUCUUUUGCGGAUCUCAAGGCUCUCCAAUACCUGGAUCUGUCAAACAAUAACUUGACAGGCUCAAUUCCAGAUGCCCUUUCGGAGUUACCUUCGUUGACAGUUAUAGAUUUUUCUGGCAACCAGCUCCAUGGAUCAAUCCCCCCUGGACUUCUCAAAAGAAUUCAAGAUGGCACUCUCGAUCUAAGACAUGGCAACAAUUCAGAGCUUUGCACAGGCAGCAAUUCAUGCCAGCUGUCUGCUAAAAGGAAGAAUAAAGUGGCCAUCUACGUUGCUGUCCCUAUCCUUGUCAUUCUAGUGAUAGUAUCAGCGGCAAUACUAGUCUUUUUCCUGCUACGACGCCGAAAUCAGCAGCAAGGAUCAAUGAACAACAUGACCACGGUAAAGCCGCAGAACGAGGAGGUAAUGUCGACAAGCUAUGGCGGAGGUGACAUUGAUUCACUGAGGAUAGUUGAGAACCGCCGGUUCACAUACAAGGAGCUUGAGAUGAUAACCAAUGGCUUCAAGAGAGUGCUCGGCCAGGGAGGGUUUGGCCGUGUCUAUGACGGCUUUCUGGAAGAUGGUACUCAGGUAGCGGUAAAGCUUCGGUCUCAUGCUUCCAAUCAAGGCGUCAAGGAGUUCCUGGCAGAGGCUCAGAUUCUAACCCGGAUACACCACAAGAAUCUUGUGUCCAUGAUUGGCUACUGCAAGGAUGGGAAAUACAUGGCACUUGUCUACGAGUACAUGGCAGAAGGAACCCUGCGGGAGCACAUUGCAGGAAACGACCGCAACGGAGCAUGUUUACCUUGGAAACAAAGACUCCGGAUCGCACUUGAAUCUGCCCAAGGGUUGGAGUACCUACACAAGGGGUGCAACCCGCCUCUCAUCCACAGAGAUGUCAAGGCCACCAACAUCCUGCUGAAUGCCAGACUGGAGGCCAAGAUUGCGGAUUUCGGCUUGUCGAGGGCCUUCGACCACGACACUGACCCUGUUUACACGAAUGCGGUUUUUGGUACCCCCGGAUAUAUGGAUCCGGAGUACCAGGCAACGAUGCAUCCAACGACCAAGAGCGACGUGUACAGCUUCGGCGUGGUACUGCUGGAGCUGGUCACGGGGAAUACAGCCAUCCUUUCAGAUCCAGAGCCCACAAACAUUAUCCAUUGGUCACAGCAGCGGCUCGCACGGGGCAACAUUGAGGGCGUGGUAGAUGUGCGCAUGCACAACGGUUACGACGUCAACGGCGUGUGGAAGGUAGCGGAGAUCGCGCUCAAGUGCACCUCACAGGGGUCAGCGCAGCGGCCCACCAUGUCCGAUGUGGUGGCGCAGCUGCAGGAGUGUAUCAAACUCGAGGAGGGCCGAGCUCACGGCUUCGACGCUGGUGUGAGCAACAACACUGCAUUUGAGAUGGAACAUGGGGUGCCCACGGUGGCCACCGGUCCUGCUGCUCGUUGAAGAACUUGUCAUUAACAUUAUAUACAAAAAGUAUACUACUGGUAAGUGGUGUGUAAUUUAUGUUUUCCCAAGUAAGACACUAAAUUACAUGUAUUUUUACAUAAUGUGUACAUGUCCAAACUGUUCCUCCCUGUGUUUAUAUCAAGAGAUAAGUCCGUACGUAUUACAACCUUGAACUAA